CUGAGGCCGUCACGACCCUGGCGGUGAUGGUACGGCCGGGUAUAUAAGCCUCGACUCCGGGGCUCAAACACCACCACUCACUUGGAGCUCUCACCUACACCAACAUGAUCCUGAAGGCUGUAUUGUUGACCUUGGCCGCUGCUGCGGUGGCCGAGAAGCUCCCCUCUUAUUCUUACCGAGCCCCGAGCAGAGGAAGUGGAGGACUUGGAGGGGCUGGUGGAGGAGGCUUCGGGGCCUCUGGAGGGGCUGGUGGAGGAGGGUUCGGGGCCUCUGGAGGCGCUGGUGCAGGAGGCCUCGGGGCUGGUGGAGGAGGCUUCGGGGCCUCUGGAGGGGCUGGUGCAGGAAGCUUCGGGGCCUCUGGGGGAGCUGGUGCAGGAGGCUUCGGGGCCUCUGGAGGGGCUGGUGCAGGAGGCUUCGGGGCCUCUGGGGGAGCUGGUGCAGGAGGCUACGGAGCCGCUGGAGGGGCUGGUGCAGGAGGCUUCGGGACUUCUGGAGGAGCUGGUGCAGGAGGCUUCGGGACUUCUGGAGGAGCUGGUGCAGGAGGCUUCGGGGCCUCUGGAGGAGCUGGUGCAGGAGGCUUCGGGGCCUCUGGAGGAGCUGGUGCAGGAGGCUUUGGGACCGCUGGAGGGGCUGGUGCAGGAGGCUUCGGGGGAGCUGCAAGUGGAAGUUCUGUUAGUGGAAGUUACAGACCAUCAGGACCUGUUGUGCCCAUCCUGAGGGACGAGCGUCAGGGACCUGAUGCGUACGGCAACUACAACUUCAACUUCGAGACUGGUGACGGCAUCAGUCGUCAGGAGCAGGGCGCCCCUCAGGGCCCAGCUGGCGCCGUGGCAUCCCAGGGAGGAUGGUCAUUCACUUUUCCCGAUGGGACUCCAGCGGUCUUCAGCUUCGUAGCGGAUGAAGGCGGUUACCGCGUGGAGUCUGACCUGCUGCCCACGCCCCCGCCUCUCCCCGCCCACGCCAUCGCCCAGAUCGAGAAGGCUCGUCAGGAAGACGCCGCCGCUGCUGCUUCAGGUGGUCGCGGAUCAUAUGCAGCUGCGUCAAGCUCUGCUUCUCAGAUUUCUGGAGCGUCUUCCGGAGGCUUCGGUGGCUCACAAGCUGGAGGCUCUCAAACCGGAGGCUUCGGUGGCUCCCAAGCUGGAGGCUUCGGCGGCUCACAAGCAGGAGGCUUCGGCGGCUCACAAGCUGGAGGCUUCGGCGGCUCUCAAGCUGGAGGCUUCGGUGGCUCACAAGCUGGAGGCUUCGGCGGCUCACAAGCUGGUGGCUCUCAAGCUGGAGGCUUCGGCGGCUCUCAAGCUGGAGGCUUCGGUGGCUCACAAGCUGGAGGAUUAGGUGGCUCACAAGGUUCUACGGGAGGUUUUGGAGGUGCAUCCGGUGGAGGCUUGGGAGCCACUCCUGUAGCUCCCAAGAGGACAUAUGGCGCCCCAUAAGCCUCGUCCCAUCUCUGUUACGCGAAGCGAAUCACCAAGUCCUCAUAUCACAACCUCCGUAGACUUUUCUCGUAAGAGCUCCCAGUAUCGUAGAUAUUCUGUUGUUAAUCAUAUCACCCAAGUCUCGCUUUAUUUACAAAAUCUCUCUUUCUAAUAUGUCUUUUUAUCUUUACUCAUUACUGAUAAUGUUAUUGAUUUUAUCCAAAUAAAAUAUUGUGAAGAAA
Messenger RNA from Procambarus clarkii (red swamp crayfish), 1654 nucleotides. RefSeq lists its product as uncharacterized. The record is from RefSeq and is a predicted model, not a curated record. Gene Ontology annotation, molecular function: structural constituent of chitin-based larval cuticle. Gene Ontology annotation, cellular component: chitin-based extracellular matrix. Lineage: Eukaryota; Metazoa; Arthropoda; Malacostraca; Decapoda; Cambaridae.